Molecule: messenger RNA, 2205 nt
Organism: Nerophis lumbriciformis (worm pipefish)
Lineage: Eukaryota; Metazoa; Chordata; Actinopteri; Syngnathiformes; Syngnathidae
Source: RefSeq, a predicted model, not a curated record
AUGGAGACUGUAAGUCGACAGAGCUUCCAGCCUCACCCGGGACUGCAGCAAACUCUCAAGCAGUUUCACCUCAGCUCUAUGAGCUCUCUAGGCGGGCCGGCCGCCUUCUCUGCCCGCUGGCAACAUGAGCUUCUCUUCAAGAAGGAAGGCAAGGAGCCCGAGCCGGUCCUGCAGCAUCUGCCGCCGCCAGUGAUGCCCGGGCCGCUCUUCAUCCCGUCGGACCGUUCCACCGAGAGGUGCGAAACCGUCUUGGAGGGCGAGACAAUCUCCUGCUUCGUGGUCGGAGGCGAGAAGCGGCUGUGUCUGCCCCAGAUCCUCAACACGGUGCUGCGGGACUUCAGCCUGCAGCAGAUCAACUCGGUGUGCGACGAGCUGCACAUCUACUGCUCCCGGUGCACCGCCGACCAGCUGGAGAUCCUCAAAGUCAUGGGGAUCCUGCCCUUCUCGGCGCCCUCCUGCGGCCUCAUCACCAAGACGGACGCCGAGCGCUUGUGCCACGCGCUCAUCUACGGGGGCGCCUAUCCUCCUCGUUGCAAGAAGGAAACGAGUAGCGGAGGAGCGCUGGAGCUGGAGCUUGAGCUCACCGAGAGGAGCUUUAAAAUUUACCACGAGUGCUUCGGCAAGUGCAAGGGCUUGUUCGUGCCCGAGUUGUACACCAGCCCCAACGCAGCCUGCAUCCAGUGCAUGGACUGCAGACUCAUGUACCCGACGCACAAGUUUGUGGUGCACAGCCACAAAGCGCAGGAGAACAGGACUUGCCACUGGGGCUUUGAUUCGGCCAACUGGAGAGCCUACGUCCUCCUGGGCCAGGAUUACACGGGCAAGGAGGAGAAGAGCCGCCUGGAGCAGCUGCUGGAUGAAGUCAAGGAGAAGUUUGAUUUCGCCAACAAGUACAAGAGAAAAGCAUCGUCCAGGGUGUCAGAUCACCUUCCAAUCAAAAAGCCCAAACAUGAAGAAAUACCAAUACAAUCCCCAGUGGCUGACAAGGAGAAGCAACAUGACUGGCUACAAUCCUUUUCCAACUCGAAUAAGGGUCUCAACUGCAUUCAGCCGAGACAGAGGCCAUCAGCUUUUAGACCCUGGUCGCCACACAUUUCGGCUGGUGAUAAGGAAGCCUCCAGUCACCCCCUCACACUGCUAAGAGACAACUUCUACAAUUACAAGAGCUUGGAGAAUGCUGUGGCCCCUAAUGUUGCCCUCACACCACUGCCACUGGGAAAGGUGGGUCCAAUGUCCCCGUCAGUUCCCAGCACGUCGCACCCAAGCGCGGGGGAACCUCCGGGUGAAGGUGCCAAUGCCAGCUCUCGACCUCGCAAGAGAAAAGCCACAGGAGAACUUCUACCUCCAGCUCCUGAGGGUGCGUGCUCCCUUACCUCCACUGCCAGCAAGCAGCCACCAACUCAGGAUGACAAAGACUCAGAGGUGGAGAUAGAAGUGGAGAGCCGUGAUGAGUUCACGUCAUCUUUGUCCUCCCUAUCAUCACCAUCAUUCACAUCGUCCAGCUCAGCCAAGGACCUGAGUUCACCCGGUGCCCUGGGGCCGAUCUGCACGGUCACGACAGCUGAGGCCAUUACCCCUGCAGCUGCUCCCAUCUCAACUCCUGUGACGCCUCCAGAACUAGGGCUGGAGUCAGAGCUGGAGAGCCUGCGGCAGGCGCUGGACAAUGGACUGGACUCGAAAGAGUCAAAGGAGAAGUUCCUGCAUGAAAUAGUUAAAAUGAGGGUGAAGCAAGAAGAGAAGCUGGGAUCUGCCCUACAGGCCAAACGCAGCCUUCAGCAGGAGCUGGAGUUCUUGCGGGUUGCGAAGAAAGAGAAGCUGCGGGAGGCGACAGAGGCCAAACGUAAUUUGAGGAAGGAAAUAGAACGCCUGCGAGCCGAGAGUGAGAAAAAGAUGAAGGAGGCCAAUGAGUCGCGGAUCCGUCUGAAGCGUGAGCUAGAGCAGGCCCGGCAGCUGAGGGUCUGCGAUAAAGGUUGCGAGGCUGGACGUCUACGUGCAAAGUACUCUGCGCAGAUCGAAGACCUCCAGAUGAAGCUGCAGCAUGCCGAGGCUGACCGUGAGCAGCUUCGAGCUGACUUACUGCACGAGCGGGAGGCCAGGGAGCACCUGGAGAGGGUGGUGAAGGAGCUGCAACAGCAACUUUGGCCCAAAUCCAGCGGUGACAAAGACUUGACAGCCAAGGACAAAGACAUUCCGGCAAAAAAGUAA